AUGGCUGCUCUGCCUCACACCGACGACCUUCGGAAGCUUUUCAGCAAACUCAUCGAUGGCUCUCACAUUCUCCACUUCCAUCAAGUGGUUGAUGCCUACGGUCACCUGUCUUUCCGCUACCCUCUAGACCCUGACAUCUUUGUAAUGUCUCGAAACGUUGCCCCAGCUCAGGUGUCAGAGAUCAGAGAUCUUGUCGCCUAUAGGGUUGGUGAUGCCGAGCCCCUCGAAGCGGAGUCGCCUCCGGGCUUUGCGGAGCGGCGAAUCCACUCGGAGGUUUACAAGCGGCACCCACAGGUUAACGCGGUGGUCCACAGCCACUCCGAGGCCGUGGUCCCAUACACGAUAUCGGGUGUUCCGCUGAGGGCCGUCAGCCACAUGUGCGGAUUUCUGGGCGCCAAUGGUUUACCGGUAUUUGAUACCGCAAACCACAUGGAGAACAGCGACGUUGAUGACCUACUUGUACGCAGUGAGAAUAUGGGUGCCCACUUGGCGAAGCACUUCGACGAUGGCAAUAACGUGACGUUGAUGCGCGGGCAUGGUUUCACAGUCGUUGCCAGUAGCAUCGAGCUCGCCGUGAUGCGAGCAGUGUAUACGCAGAAGAAUGCAAGCAUCCAAACUACUGCUUUAAUGCUUCAAGGCGUUACUGGGGUCACGGGCGGCGUGAAGAGCCUGAGUAAAGAUGAAUGUAUGGCUUCUGACAAGACGACACAGUGGUCAUUAAUGCGACCAUGGAACUUGUGGGUUCAGGAGAUUGAAUGCAACAAGGUGUACAAGAAGAUGCUUUAA
Molecule: messenger RNA, 786 nt
Organism: Colletotrichum paranaense
Lineage: Eukaryota; Fungi; Ascomycota; Sordariomycetes; Glomerellales; Glomerellaceae
Product: class II Aldolase and Adducin domain-containing protein
Exons: 1
Coding region: 1-786 (261 amino acids)
Cellular component (GO): cytoskeleton
Molecular function (GO): actin filament binding
Source: RefSeq, a predicted model, not a curated record